CAGAUAACUCGAGAAUUUACUUAAAAGUGCAUGGGCUAUUCUUUAGGUUUUUUAUUAUAUUUUAUGAUCGUAAGCUAAUAAUGUCAAAUUCGUUAUUUGUGAUUAUUUGGUGAUAUAUGUAUAUAUGAGCGAUAAAAAACAAAGUUUUAAUUCCAUAACAAAAAUGUUGACAUCUUCAACUCAAAUAUUAAUAGCAAUGAAAACAGCCCAAAAUUGAAUAAAAUCAGUGUUAAAUCUUCUGAAGGCGAUAAAAAGGAGUUGUAGUGUGUUACAUGUGUUGCAUGUUCUCAACAAAAAUGGUUUAUUCAGGAACGCUUGUAAUAAAUAUAUUGAUAUGACGGGACAUAUUAAUAAUGAAACAGAAAUUGAAGCAUAUAGUUAUAAUAAAAAACAAAUUAUAAUUUAUAAAAGACAACAAUCAUCAUAUUUGGAGACCAAUAUGGCAAACACAAUAUCUAUAAUGUCCAAUGCGUUACGAAAUGUUGUGAGCAAAAAACGCAGACGCUACAAGGAAAAAGGAUUUAAUUUGGAUCUUUCGUAUAUAUGCCCUAAUAUUAUUGCGAUGGGAUAUCCUGCGCCAGACAUAUUCGAAGGCAUUUACCGAAAUCGCCUAGAUGAUGUUUAUAAAUUUCUGGAGGAAAAUCACGGAGAUCAUUACAGAAUAUAUAAUUUAUGUCAAGAACGGAGCUACGACAUUAAUAAAUUUCACAGGAGAGUUGCAACUUACCCAUUUGAGGAUCAUAACCCUCCUACCAUUGAGCUGAUACAACGUUUCUGUCAUGACGUUGACUCCUGGCUCAACAGAGACCCGUUAAAUGUCGUAGCCGUGCAUUGCAAAGCUGGAAAAGGAAGAACCGGUACAAUGAUAUGUGCAUAUUUGGUCCAUAGUAAGCUGAAGAAAACAGCGGAUGAUGCGUUGGCCUAUUAUGACGAAAAACGUACAAAAGACCGGAAAGGAGUUACAAUUCCAUCUCAACGUAGAUAUGUUCAGUAUUAUUCAAAUUUAAUCCCAGGUGUACGAUAUGAAGUAAUAAGUCUUUAUAUUUGUGAAAUCCGUUUUACCGAGACAAAUUACUUGCAUAAUCUUGGUACAGUGCAAUGUUCAAUUUCUGACAGGCAAGACUCUUCAACAGACAAACUUAAGGCGCAUGAACUGAAAACUUGGACAAUUGAUUUUCAAAAAACUUUUAUAUUGGAUAUAAGUAAUUCACCCCUAACAGUUUCUGGUGAUAUUAAAGUCGAACUUACUCAAAAAUCAUCAAGGAAGAUGAUUUGCCACUUCUGGGUUAAUACAUUCUUUUUGCAAAAUAAUGCGGCUAGCAGCACCGAUGAAAACACCGAUAAAUUUACGCAUACCUUAAUUAAAUCUGAAAUUGAUGGUGCACAUAAAGACAAAGAUCAUAAAUCGUUUUCGGAGGAUUUUAAGAUCUCUCUUGUAUUUCUAAAAGAAAAAAAAUGCUUCGACAGUAUAAACGCUGAACCGUCUGCAGAAAAUAAUUGGAGCCAUAAUCGAAGCUCGGAUUUUUUUCCUGGUGAUAAUGAUAAGAAUCUGAACAGUGAGGGUUCUGAUAUAAACUCUCCGUCCUCAAGUCGUUUGUUCGAAGGUCCAUUUCAUACCAGUGAUGAAAAAGGUGAAACAAAAUCGCACCUAAUAGAACAUAACAGAAAACUUACUAAAAAUCAACACAAAAAAUCAACUAUCUCAAAACUUCCUGCGUUGACAUCUAAACGAAAACAGUCUUCAUCAAAAUGCCCAUUAAGCGUUAGUAAUACUUCGUCAGGCAAGGACAACAAAAAGCUGCAUAUUUUUAAUCAACCGUCCGCUAUACCAUUCGAUAAAGUGCCAAUAAGGAGGCAUCACAAUAAAAUGUAUGAAAAAACCUCUGAUAGUCGACGUAUAUUUGAUCGAUGUAAUAUUUCCAACCUUUCUGGCGGGGAUAAGAUCUUCGAGCAGAAGUCAUACAAUAAUUGCAAACGAUCAUCUUCUGACUUGAAUCAAACUGGUGAAGAAGGAGAUGAAGAUUGGGAAUCCGAUCUUAAUUUACAGAACUAUGGAGCUAGCACAACCGGCCAACAUGAGGAGACAGAUUUCAACAAUGUUCCGCCGAGUUCUGAGAAUUGUUACUAAGGCCUGCUGUAUCUACCUUAAGCAGCAGAGUCAUCAAAAAAUGUGAUUUAUAUCCGGGGUGAUAUCAACAUCAACCAUGACAAGAGGUGAUAGCACACCACUCCACACUUUUUGGCUGCCAUUAUGUUAUUUAUUUAUUUUUAAAAUGUAAAAAACAACAAGCUUGUACAGUGUAUGUUGUUAAAGAUAAGUUCGAGAAAGCGGUUAUUGUUUUAGCCUAAAUUAACAAUAAGAGUAUAAUUUUAGCUCAAAGAAAAGCCCUGUCACUGUAUAUUUUUGUAGCCUUACCUAAAAAUAAAAGCUAAAUU
Drosophila novamexicana is the source of this 2436-nucleotide messenger RNA. RefSeq names its product phosphatidylinositol 3,4,5-trisphosphate 3-phosphatase and dual-specificity protein phosphatase PTEN (gene Pten). The transcript is spliced from 12 exons. Gene Ontology annotation, molecular function: phosphatidylinositol-3,4,5-trisphosphate 3-phosphatase activity; protein tyrosine phosphatase activity. Lineage: Eukaryota; Metazoa; Arthropoda; Insecta; Diptera; Drosophilidae. The record is from RefSeq and is a predicted model, not a curated record. Gene Ontology annotation, biological process: phosphatidylinositol dephosphorylation; phosphatidylinositol 3-kinase/protein kinase B signal transduction; regulation of phosphatidylinositol 3-kinase/protein kinase B signal transduction. Gene Ontology annotation, cellular component: cell projection; cytosol; plasma membrane. The coding region runs from base 335 to 2128 and encodes 597 amino acids.